AUGCAGUUUAACAUCGUUGCCGCUCUUGUCGUCCUUUCAGCUAUACAGCCGAUUGCUGCACGAUUUUGCACCGCUGCGGCCAUCCAAUGUUACUAUGAUAGCGGAAAGCGCUGUGCAUCGUGGUGUUUUCCGAGUAACUGCGGUUGUUCAGAGAAUAAGGAGGGUUACGGCAAACUUACGAAGUCGGGAUGUAUCACUGCGCCCCAGUUCUGGGGUCGUAACAAGUGCUAA
Molecule: messenger RNA, 231 nt
Organism: Colletotrichum truncatum
Lineage: Eukaryota; Fungi; Ascomycota; Sordariomycetes; Glomerellales; Glomerellaceae
Source: RefSeq, a predicted model, not a curated record